Messenger RNA from Zygosaccharomyces rouxii, 933 nucleotides. It is a transcript of the gene COQ11, whose product is annotated as ubiquinone biosynthesis protein COQ11. Lineage: Eukaryota; Fungi; Ascomycota; Saccharomycetes; Saccharomycetales; Saccharomycetaceae. The transcript has a single exon. The record is from RefSeq and is a predicted model, not a curated record. Gene Ontology annotation, molecular function: protein-containing complex binding. Gene Ontology annotation, cellular component: mitochondrion. The coding region runs from base 1 to 933 and encodes 310 amino acids.
AUGCCAGAUUUUCUUGUACAAAAGAAGCUUAACCUUUUGUUAAGGGUGGUAGCUAGGAGUCACCAGUGCCAUAUCCUGCAGAAAAGGAUUGCAAUGGCUUCCAAAUUGCUAGUUUUCGGUGGAAAUGGUUUCUUAGGUAGACGUAUUUGUCAAGAAGCGGUACAUCGUGGAUUAGAAGUAGUAUCGAUAUCCAGGUCUGGUAAACCACCAGUUCUUAAAUCACCUUCAAAGGACAAAGACUGGAUUAGAGAAGUUAGCUGGGAAUAUGCUGACAUACUGAAUCCUUCCACAUACUAUAAACACUUACAAGGAGCCUCUGGCGUUGUCCAUUCACUGGGGAUUCUUUUAGAAGAUGAAAGUUAUAAGAGAAGACUAAGAAAACAGCCAGGUCAUUCCAAUUCACCCUCUUACAGUUGGGCAUCAUGGUUGCCUUCAAUUGGCUCUAAUCCUUUGAUCAAGAGGGACCCCAAUUUUACUUACGAAGUUAUGAACAAGCAGAGUGCCAUCACUCUUGCCAGGACCUUCGCAGACACUAUCGAACGUGAUGGCAUAGAUCAUGAGAAUCUGCCGACUUUCACCUACAUCUCUGCUGAUAAAGGCUUUCCCAUGAUUCCAGAAGGCUACAUUAAUUCCAAAAGACAAGCUGAAGAUGAACUUUUACGCCAUAAGGAUGUUUUUAGACCGAUUAUAAUGAGACCGGGGUUUCUGUUUGACGAAAUGAAGGGAUCUCAAAAUGCUAGAACCUAUAUUCAUCAUCUUUUGGAAUUCUUAAACAUGGGAAAUAAAGCUAUACUGGGCAAUAAUUUUGAAUGUAUCAAUGGGAUAAUCAGACCUACCGUCUCAACACAACAAGUCAGUAGAUGCAUUCUAUCCAAGAUUGCAGAUUCACAAUUUGAGGGAGUUGUCCCCCUAGAAACCAUCAAAAAAGCCUAA